AUGAGUAUCAAGUUAAAUUCGGGAUAUGAAAUGCCAUUAGUUGGUUUUGGAUGUUGGAAAUUAGAUGAAUCAAAAGCAAGUGAAGUAGUUUUAGAUGCAAUUGAAUCAGGUUAUAAAUUAUUUGAUGGUGCUCAAGAUUAUGGAAAUUGUAAGCAAAUUGGAGAAGCCUUGAAAAAAUCACCAGUACCAAGAGAAAAACUAUUUAUUACUUCAAAAUUAUGGAAUUCUUAUCAUGAUCCAAAACAUGUUGAAGAAGCUUGUGAUAAAGUCUUGAGUGAUUUAGGUUUAGAUUAUUUAGAUUUAUGGUUGAUUCAUUUUCCAAUUGCUCAAAAAUUUAUACCUUUUGAUAAAAAAUAUCCACCUGGUUUCACAUGUUCUUUAGAGGAUGAUAAAUUUCAUUUUGAAGAUAUACCAUUAGCUGAAACUUGGAAAGCUAUGAAAUCAUUAGCUAAAAAAGGUAAAGUUAAAUCAAUCGGUAUAUCGAAUUUUUCAGGUGCUUUAAUUCAAGAUUUAUUAAGAGGUUGUGAAAUUAAACCAGCUGUAUUACAAAUUGAACAUCAUGCAUAUUUACAACAACCAAGAUUAAUUGAGUAUGUUCAACUGCAAGGUAUUGCUAUAACUGCUUAUUCUUCAUUUGGACCUCAAUCAUUUUUAGAACUCAAGAGUAAAAAAGCUUUGGAUACUCCAACAUUAUUUGCACAUGAUACUAUUAAAACAAUAGCAUCAAAACAUGAUAAAUCACCAGCUCAAAUUUUAUUAAGGUGGACAACUCAAAGAAAUAUUGCAGUCAUACCUAAAUCAAACAACAAGAAGAGAAUGAUUGAAAAUUUAAAAGUUACUGAUUUCGAUUUAUCAGAAGAAGAAAUGAAAGAAAUUUCAAAAUUAGAUAAAGAGUUAAGAUUUAACGAUCCAUGGGAUUGGGAUAAAAUUCCAAUUUUUAUUUAA
This is a messenger RNA of Lodderomyces jiufengensis, 945 nucleotides long. It is a transcript of the gene GRE3, whose product is annotated as trifunctional aldehyde reductase/xylose reductase/glucose 1-dehydrogenase (NADP(+)). Lineage: Eukaryota; Fungi; Ascomycota; Pichiomycetes; Serinales; Debaryomycetaceae. The record is from RefSeq and is a predicted model, not a curated record. Gene Ontology annotation, molecular function: oxidoreductase activity. The transcript has a single exon. The coding region runs from base 1 to 945 and encodes 314 amino acids.